Messenger RNA from Mangifera indica (mango), 3527 nucleotides. Its product is annotated as leucine-rich repeat receptor-like serine/threonine-protein kinase BAM1. The transcript has 2 exons. Gene Ontology annotation, biological process: protein phosphorylation. Bases 25 to 3066 code for a protein of 1013 amino acids. Gene Ontology annotation, molecular function: protein kinase activity; receptor serine/threonine kinase binding; ATP binding. The record is from RefSeq and is a predicted model, not a curated record. NCBI's taxonomy places the organism in Eukaryota, Viridiplantae, Streptophyta, Magnoliopsida, Sapindales, Anacardiaceae.
ACGAAGUAAACAUAAACAAAAAAAAUGACACUCCUCUCUCUCCUCAUCCUCUCACUCCUUCACAUUUCUGACGCCAGUAGCCUCCCUGAAUACGAAGCUCUUCUUUCUGUGAAAUCCGCCAUAACCGACGACCCGCACUCCUCACUUUCUUCUUGGAACGACACCACCAGCCACUGUACAUGGAGCGGCAUAACCUGCGACACUGGACGUCAUGUGACUUCCAUAGACCUUUCCGGUCUCAACCUCUCCGGUACUCUCUCUCCAGACCUGGCUCACCUCCGCUUCCUCCAGAACCUCUCUGUGGCCACCAACCAGUUCUCUGGCCCCAUACCGCCCGAGAUCUCGGUGGUUUCCACUCUCCGCUUCUUGAACCUCUCCAACAAUGCGUUUAACGGUUCCUUCCCUAAUGAGUUGUCCCAGCUUGUUAAGUUACAAGUCCUUGACUUGUAUAACAACAACUUGACUGGUGACUUGCCGCUUGCAGUUACGAAGCUCCGAAACUUACGCCACUUGCAUCUGGGAGGCAACUAUUUCGGCGGUCAGAUACCCGCUGAGUAUGGCAGCUGGGAAUUUCUCGAGUAUCUGGCGGUUUCUGGCAACGAGCUGAUUGGAAAAAUACCGAGAGAAAUCGGUAACUUAAUCAAGCUACGAGAGCUUUACAUUGGUUACUAUAAUGGUUAUACCGGCGGUUUGCCUCCAGAAAUCGGAAACUUAUCGGCGUUAGUUCGGUUUGACGCUGCUAACUGUGGACUGUCAGGUGAAAUACCAGCUGAGAUAGGACGUUUGCAGAAUUUGGACAGUCUGUUUCUUCAAGUUAACAGUCUUUCAGGACCAUUAACGAGGGAGUUAGGUGCUUUAAAGAGCUUGAAGUCGAUGGACUUAUCCAAUAACAUGUUCGCCGGCGAGAUACCGGACUCAUUUGCCGAGUUGAACAACUUGACGCUGUUAAAUCUUUUCAGAAACAAACUUCACGGCGCAAUCCCGGAGUUUAUCGGUGGGUUACCGCAGCUUGAGGUGUUACAGCUGUGGGAAAACAACUUUACCGGAAGCAUUCCUCAAACAUUGGGCUCCAACGGUAAAUUACGGAAUCUUGAUCUUUCGUCCAAUAAGCUAACGGGAACGUUGCCUCCUGACAUUUGUUCCGGUAACUCCCUGCAAACUUUAAUCACUCUCGGGAAUUUCUUGUCUGGUCCUCUUCCAGAAUCGUUGGGGAAAUGUGACUCGUUGACCCGGCUGCGAAUGGGGGAGAAUUUUCUAAACGGAUCUAUACCGAAAGGUCUGUUUGGGUUACCGAAUCUUAGUCAGGUUGAAUUGCAAGAUAAUCAUUUAACCGGGGAGUUCCCAGAGUCCGAUAUCAUCUCGAUCAAUCUUGGUCAAAUUAGUUUAUCUAAUAACCAGCUUUCUGGUUCUUUACCCGCUACUCUUGGCAACUUUACUGGAGUUCAGAAGCUUCUACUUGAUGGUAACAAGUUCUCGGGUCAAAUUCCGCCCGAGAUUGGGAGGUUACAACAGCUCUCGAAGAUGGAUUUUAGCGACAAUCAAUUUUCUGGUCGGAUUGCGCCGGAGAUUAGCCAGUGUAAGCUUCUGACUUUUGUUGAUCUGAGUAGAAAUGAACUUUCUGGGGAGAUUCCUAAUGAGAUUACUGGUAUGAGAAUCUUGAAUUAUCUUAAUUUGUCAAGAAAUCACCUUUUUGGUAACAUUCCAGCUUCUAUCUCUACCAUGCAGAGCUUAACUAGUGUUGAUUUUUCGUAUAACAAUCUUUCUGGUUUGGUUCCUGGAACUGGUCAGUUUAGUUACUUCAACUAUACUUCGUUUUUGGGUAAUCCUGGACUUUGUGGUCCUUAUUUGGGACCUUGUAAUGGCAGUGUUGCCAAUGGUGCUCACCAGCCUCAUGUUAAAGGUCCACUAUCUGCUUCUGUUAAAUUGUUUUUGGUGGUUGGAUUGCUUGUGUGCUCCAUUGCGUUUGCACUUGCUGCUAUCAUCAAGGUCAGGUAUUUGAAGAAGGCCAGUGAUUCUCGUGCUUGGAAAUUGACUGCCUUCCAGCACCUGGACUUCACUUGUGAUGAUGUUCUCGAUAGCUUGAAGGAGGAUAACAUAAUUGGAAAAGGAGGUGCUGGCAUUGUUUACAAGGGGGUUAUGCCUAAUGGUGAUCAGGUUGCUGUGAAGAGACUCUCUGCAAUGAGCCGGGGUUCUUCCCACGAUCAUGGAUUUAAAGCUGAGAUACAAACUUUGGGAAGGAUUAGGCAUAGAAACAUUGUUAGAUUAUUGGGAUUCUGUUCAAAUCAUGAGACUAACCUUCUGGUUUAUGAGUACAUGCCUAAUGGGAGCUUGGGGGAGGUCCUUCAUGGCAAGAAAGGGGGACAUUUGCUCUGGGAUACAAGGUAUAAGAUUGCCGUGGAAGCUGCUAAGGGACUUUGCUAUCUUCAUCAUGAUUGUUCACCCUUAAUUGUUCAUCGUGAUGUGAAGUCAAACAACAUCCUUCUUGAUUCCAACCUUGAAGCUCAUAUUUCUGAUUUUGGGCUUGCCAAGUUCUUGCAAAAUUCUGGCACAUCAGAAUGCAUGUCUGCCAUUGCUGGUUCUUAUGGAUACAUUGCUCCUGAAUAUGCCUACACUUUAAAGGUGGAUGAGAAGAGUGAUGUCUAUAGCUUUGGUGUAGUCCUGUUAGAACUAAUUAUUGGAAGGAAACCAGUUGGGGAAUUUGGUGAUGGUGUGGACAUAGUUCAGUGGGUUCGAAAAUUGACAGACUCUAACAAGGAAGGAGUUCUUAAAAUUCUGGAUCCAAGACUUACUUCAGUUCCUCUCCAUGAGGUGAUGCAUGUAUUCUAUGUUGCAAUGCUCUGUGUUGAAGAACAGGCUGUUGAACGCCUAACUAUGCGAGAAGUGGUUCAAAUUCUAACGGAGCUUCCAAAGCCACCAACCACAAAACAGGGAAACUCAACUUUCACUGAGCUCUCACCACAAGUAGCCACUGCCAGUCUCGAGUCUCCUAAUGCAUCAAUCAAGGACUCAAAAGAUCAACAGCCAGCACCACCUCAGUUACCACCAACAGAUCUUCUUAGCAUUUGAAGUGUUUCAGUAGAGUGGGAAGGUAGUGUCUGUUCUCUAGUUCAAGAGGUUGGCUUUUAUCUAUGUUUUCUUUUCUGUUCUUUAUUUUUUACCUAGUGGGGUGGAGGGUGUUUGCUAACAUUAAGGUGUCAAAAGUUUGAACGUAAGAACUUAUGUACAGUAGGAUUGGUGGGGAUAUUUUCUUUAAGGAACAAAAAAAAAAAAACCUCUCUUCUUAUUUAUGUAGUAAUACUCAGUUAUGCCUUGCUGUUUUACGGUUCGCAAUCUGUUUAUGGCACAGAAGGUGGCUCUGUAAAAGCUCUGCCAAACUCAAGCUCUGGCGUAAUUGUGUAAACAUCAAGGGAAAAGAUGUAUUUAUGUCACUGGAUUUCACAGAAGGGUUUUUUUUGAGUUACACUUGUCCAUUGAAAAAUGUGUUAUUAAGUUUAUAAACAUAUAUUUAUUAAUUAUUGUUGUGGUCC